CACUGAGCCCUCGCUCAUUUCUCUGAAACCCUAAUCUCUCUCUCUCGAUUCUUCUACAACAGCCUGUGAAAAUGAGAGAGAUUCUUCACAUUCAAGGAGGCCAAUGCGGAAACCAGAUUGGAGCAAAGUUUUGGGAGGUUGUGUGUGCGGAACACGGCAUCGAUGUCACCGGAAAGUACACCGGUGACUCUGAACUUCAGCUGGAGAGGAUCAACGUCUACUACAACGAGGCCAGCGGCGGAAGGUUUGUUCCACGCGCCGUGCUGAUGGAUCUGGAGCCUGGAACGAUGGACAGUAUCAGAUCUGGCGCCUACGGUCAGAUCUUCAGGCCUGAUAACUUUGUGUUUGGUCAGUCUGGUGCUGGUAACAAUUGGGCGAAAGGACACUAUACUGAAGGCGCUGAGUUGAUUGAUUCUGUUCUGGAUGUUGUUAGGAAGGAGGCUGAGAACUGUGAUUGCUUACAGGGUUUUCAGGUGUGCCACUCUCUUGGUGGCGGCACAGGGUCUGGUAUGGGAACUCUUUUGAUCUCAAAGAUCAGAGAAGAGUAUCCUGAUAGAAUGAUGAUGACUUUCUCUGUGUUCCCUUCACCCAAGGUGUCUGAUACUGUUGUGGAGCCUUACAACGCCACAUUGUCGGUCCAUCAGCUUGUUGAGAAUGCUGAUGAAUGUAUGGUUCUUGAUAACGAGGCUUUGUACGAUAUUUGCUUUAGGACUCUCAAGCUCACAACCCCUAGCUUUGGUGAUCUUAACCAUUUGAUUUCUGCAACAAUGUCUGGAGUCACAUGCUGUCUAAGGUUUCCAGGACAGUUGAAUUCCGAUUUAAGGAAGCUUGCAGUCAAUCUUAUCCCAUUCCCGCGUCUCCACUUUUUCAUGGUUGGUUUUGCUCCUCUCACCUCACGUGGCUCCCAACAAUACCGUGCCCUAACCGUCCCUGAACUCACCCAACAAAUGUGGGAUGCCAAGAACAUGAUGUGUGCUGCUGACCCAAGACAUGGGCGUUACCUAACCGCAUCUGCCAUUUACCGUGGUAAGAUGAGCACCAAGGAAGUCGAUGAGCAGAUGCUCAAUGUCCAAAACAAAAACUCUUCAUACUUUGUGGAGUGGAUCCCAAACAAUGUGAAGUCGACUGUUUGUGACAUCCCACCUACCGGUUUGAAGAUGGCAUCGACUUUCAUUGGUAACUCGACCUCCAUCCAAGAAAUGUUCAGGCGUGUGAGCGAGCAGUUCACUGCUAUGUUCAGAAGGAAGGCUUUCUUGCAUUGGUACACAGGUGAGGGUAUGGACGAGAUGGAGUUCACUGAAGCUGAGAGCAACAUGAACGAUCUGGUGUCGGAGUAUCAGCAGUAUCAAGAUGCAACUGCAGAUGAGGAGGGUGAGUACGAGGAGGAAGAGGAGUAUGAUGAGGCUUGAUAAGUUGGUGCUUGUUCUAGUUAUGUUGUGUUUGUGGUUGUAAUCUCGACUACCGUAAUUCUCAGGAUUUCUUGUUUGGAUUCAUUGUUAUUUUAUAUUUCAAGUCUUGUGUAUUUGCAGUUUAGACCUCUUACGGAUCUUGAAACAGUAUAAUCUCUAAUUUCGUUAAAAAAAGUUUGUGA
Helianthus annuus (common sunflower) is the source of this 1591-nucleotide messenger RNA. RefSeq names its product tubulin beta chain. The coding region runs from base 72 to 1409 and encodes 445 amino acids. The transcript is spliced from 3 exons. The record is from RefSeq and is a predicted model, not a curated record. Gene Ontology annotation, molecular function: GTP binding; structural constituent of cytoskeleton; GTPase activity. Gene Ontology annotation, cellular component: cytoplasm; microtubule. Gene Ontology annotation, biological process: mitotic cell cycle; microtubule cytoskeleton organization. Lineage: Eukaryota; Viridiplantae; Streptophyta; Magnoliopsida; Asterales; Asteraceae.